UGCGUUAUAGGAUCUUAGCUUUAUGCCCUUAUCUUUUAUGGAGGUGGGAGUGGAAUUCAGCGUCAGGGCGAAAGGCUUGAGUCAAUACUCAUGUUCAAAUCCUCGCCAUAGUACGCUGGGAUUUGGAGCUCUCAAAGCGGACAGGCGAGUUAUAAGUACCAGAAGUAGAAAUUUUCAUGCCAGGGUUGCGACUGGAGAAUCUCAAGUGGGGGAAGUGGAUAGCAAAGUCGAGGAGAGCGUUCUGGUGCUAAAGGCCGCUGCCAAGAGCAAGAAAAUCCCAGGUCCAGAGGUGUUUGCGGCAUUUAGAGUUUUGGAGAAAGCCCGCGUGGAUCCAUCCAAUUUUCUAGAGACUCUGGGAGGAAGUAGUGGAGCUGAGCCAAGGUGCUGGAUGCUUGUCUUCACUUCUGGAGCCAAAGUGGUGAGAGAAGCUUUGAAAGGUGGUGGUGGAGGUGGCACAUACUUCCCAUUCACCGCUGUGCAGCAAUACAAUGCCACUACAAAGAGCAUACAAAACGGGCUCUACCUCGGCCCUCUUGGUGUGCUGGAAUUCAUGGGACGCUUCUCAUGGUCCAAGAACAAGCUCUUCUUCAUCUUCGAUUCCCUGAGCUUCAAGGUUGGGCGUCUCGGCCCCUUCCAAUUCGCGAUCAGCAAGAAAGAAGAGCUGGAUCGAGAGCCCGGGAACAAAGAUCCCUUCUUCAUCUGGUUCUACGCGGACGAAGAAAUCGUCGUUGGAAAGGGGCGAGGAGGAGGCAUUGCUCUGUGGGUGCGUUGCAAUCGAAGAGUUUGAACCUCAGCCGCUAGAUCAGAAACUGCAAAUCUCAGGCGUUGGUUUUAAUCGCAUCGUGGCCGUCUGUUCUGAA
Molecule: messenger RNA, 860 nt
Organism: Selaginella moellendorffii
Lineage: Eukaryota; Viridiplantae; Streptophyta; Lycopodiopsida; Selaginellales; Selaginellaceae
Exons: 4
Coding region: 23-787 (254 amino acids)
Source: RefSeq, a predicted model, not a curated record